Scheffersomyces amazonensis is the source of this 1580-nucleotide messenger RNA. Its product is annotated as putative phosphoric monoester hydrolase. The transcript has a single exon. The record is from RefSeq and is a predicted model, not a curated record. Gene Ontology annotation, molecular function: phosphatase activity. Bases 494 to 1237 code for a protein of 247 amino acids. Lineage: Eukaryota; Fungi; Ascomycota; Pichiomycetes; Serinales; Debaryomycetaceae.
UUUUUUUAUUAAAUGUAUCUAUGGCUACUACUACUACUACUACUACAUUUUCUAAUUCAUAUUAAAAUUAGUAACAUUCUAAUAAACAACGUAAUGUUUAAUAUUGAAAUAUCGUAAUAUCUUUUUAGUUCUUAAUAUGAAUGAUGUUAUAAUGCAUACUAAGGUUUUCGUAUUAUGCAUUAACUUCUUGGCUACUUUUGUGUACUAUACUGAGCUAGCUUUACGACAUUUCGUAUCACCUUUGCUCUUUCCGACAUUCUCAGAUUGCUUUUUUGUCUAAAAUUGCUACUCUACGACAUUAUGACGUUGCCUAUUGCGCUUUAAAUUCACUUUAUGAAAGUCGUGGGUUUAUGAACAAAAUAUCAAAUCUUACUCAAUAGUGUAUUUUGGUCAAAUUUGUUUUUGUUCGAUCUCGAUAUGUUCGUGUACACUAAAAAAUACCAAGUUACUUCUACUAUAGUAUAGAAAAUAUUCAAACCUUACCGUUAUUAAUAUGACUUCAUCUACUUCACCUCCAGCUAUUGUCUUCACCGAUUGGGAUGGUACUGUUACUUUACAAGAUUCCAACGAUUAUUUAACUGAUAAUAUUGGUUUCGGUUUAGCAAAAAGAUCAGAAAUUAAUGAUCAAAUAUUAAUUGGAACCCAAUCUUUUAGAGACGGGUUCAGAGAAAUGUUGGAAUCAAUUUCAACUCCUUUCCCUGAAUGUAUUGACCUCUUAUUGAAGAAUGUUCAAUUAGAUCCUGGAUUUAAAGAAUUUUAUCAUUGGUGUGAAGCCAAACAUAUACCAGUCAUUGUAAUUAGUUCUGGUAUGAAACCAAUUAUUUAUGCUUUAUUGAAAAAUUUAGUUGGUGAAGAAGCAAUUAAAAAUAUCGACAUUAUUUCUAAUGAUGUUAAAAUUGAUGAAGUAUCGAAAAAAUGGGAAAUUGUUUACAAAGAUCCUGAAUCUCCUUUUGGUCAUGACAAAGCAAAUUCAAUUAAAGAAUAUUUAACAAAUCAUGGUUAUAAUUCUUCAAACACUCCUUUAUUAUUUUAUUCUGGUGAUGGAGUCUCAGAUUUAUCAGCUGCUAAAGAAACUGAUUUACUUUUCGCAAAGCACGGUAAAGAUUUAAUCAAAUACUGUAUUAGAGAAAAUAUUCCUUAUACUGAAUUCAAUAGUUUUGCUGAUAUCUUAUCUAAAAUUACUAAAAUUAUAGAAGCAGAUGGAAAGAAUAUUAAAGAAUUCAUUGAAAAUAAAUAAUUAUCACAUUAUAUGAUUAGAAAAAUUUUAUAGAAUAUAAUUAGAGAUCAAAUAGAAAUAGCUGUGAUAUUAUUGUAUAGUAUCACCAUAUUAUUUUUUUUUCAGAGAAUUUUGUAUCGAAACUGAUGAAAGGAGUCUUAAAAUGCCAAAUGAGUUGUCUGAGAGGCUUUAUUGAUAUAUACAUAACCUUGUGCUCUAUUGUAAGUCUCUUUGUAUCCAAAUAUUUUCAAAACAUUUAAAAAGCGUAGCCUUUCAACAAUAAUCAUUAACUAAAUUUGGUAGGUAGCACUAAUCGAGAAAUUUCCUAAUUAGGCAAUGAUGAUAUCGUAAUUUUCAAUUCAAA